This is a messenger RNA of Maudiozyma saulgeensis, 1161 nucleotides long. NCBI's taxonomy places the organism in Eukaryota, Fungi, Ascomycota, Saccharomycetes, Saccharomycetales, Saccharomycetaceae. The record is from the annotation of a GenBank genome assembly.
AUGGAUGACAUUCUAAAACGACGUAUAACUACGUUAAUUUACGACGAAUACCGCAAGUUAAAACCUAGCAGCAAACCUGUCAUCAAGUCCAAUGGAACCAAAGAAUGGACUGUUUUAGCUGGAAUAAUUGCAUGGGAUCACAAAACUAACACAAUACAAAUGAUCUGCAUAUCUACUGGUGUUAAAGCUCUCCCCAAUGAGUUACUCGUAAGAAGUAACGGAAAGAUGCUACACGAUUGUCACGCCGAAAUACUUUCCAUACGAGGACUUAAUGCUGUAAUUUUGAACCAUAUCAAGAACUUGAAAGAAGGCGGUACUUCUGAUUUAAUCAAUCAAAUAGGUGAUAAGUACGAAUGGAAAAAAGAAAAUAAACUGAUACUAUACAUAUCCAGAGUACCUUGUGGCGAUGCCAGUAUGGAUACCAUCGAGUCUCAGGAUGACACAUCUGAGUCGUACGAAAUAUUAGAUGAAAAUAAAAUGCAGUACCUAGAUGAAAGAAAUAAUACAAUCUUAAGGGGAAGGCUAAAUUUUUCCAAGAAAGGUGUUGUAAGGAGUAAACCAGGACGGUAUGAUUCACAAAUUACCCUUUCUAAAUCAUGCUCAGAUAAGUUGUGCACAAAACAGGUGACCUCAUUAUUAAAUUGUCUGACAUAUGAGCUAUUAUCUAAACCUUUAUAUCUGGACUACAUAUUAAUUCCAUCCUUAACCAGAACUGAUUUGAUUGGCCUUAAGAGGUGUUUCCAAGACCGCUUAGGAGGUACUUCGAAUGAGGAACAAUCACAUAAGCCCAAAAAGUUCAAAAUAGAGAAUUGCGAUGAGAAAUUUUUAGAUGAUAAACAAUCUAAAGAUGAAACUCCAAGUGCGAUGAGCUCAAUUAAACUGUACUACGAUAAAUCUAACGUUCAAGAACAAGCUAUUUUGAAUGGUGUCAAAAAUGGUUCAUUCACAAAAGGAUCUAAACCGCUUCGAAAAGGAUGCGAAACAGCAAUAUCCAGGUAUAGUCAGUGGAAUCUUUACAAUCAGAUAAAUCCUGUUCAAGACAAAUCAUAUCUUCAGUUCAAAAAGGAACACAAAACUAGGAGAACUAUGGUCGAAUAUAUCAGACAAAAACUUUCAUCAGAUGGAUGGAUUAAAACACUUGAAGAUAACUGUAGUAUAUAA